This is a messenger RNA of Anopheles cruzii, 4520 nucleotides long. RefSeq lists its product as uncharacterized. Bases 78 to 4520 code for a protein of 1480 amino acids. Gene Ontology annotation, biological process: regulation of cell migration; actin cytoskeleton organization. The record is from RefSeq and is a predicted model, not a curated record. Gene Ontology annotation, cellular component: bicellular tight junction; plasma membrane; cytoplasmic vesicle. NCBI's taxonomy places the organism in Eukaryota, Metazoa, Arthropoda, Insecta, Diptera, Culicidae. The transcript has 10 exons.
CGCGUGUGUGUGUGUGUAUGGUCAUAAAACCAAUUUAACGUAAAGAGUAGUGUUCCGAUUAGAAGAAAGCGUACAAAAUGUCUCAAAGCCAUGGAGCGGCGUUGCGAUACUCGCAAUACGCUGCCAGCGCGACGGGAGCCUGCCCUCAACAGCCCGUGGCGCAGCAAAGUCCGUCUGGUGCAGCCGGAAAACAAUCCGGCCAAACCACAACAUCGGCGUCCGGCUCCGUAGCAGUAGUGACUCGACAGCAACAACAGCAGCAGCAGCAACAACAGCAGCAUCAGCAUCAGCAUCAGCAGGUUCCAUCGUUGCCGUUUAUGCGGCCACCGUUACUGGUUACGUCUUCCGGUGCAACAAUGUUGCCAGCGGGGGCGAACGGCGGCAGUGGCGGACGACUGCCAAAGUACCCCGGCAGCCUGUCCGGGUCCGAUACGGACGUGUCGACUUCGACCGAGAAUCUUUCGCGCGAAGAACGGUACGUGCUGAGUCACGCCCGCGUCGAACCGCAGGGCGAAGAGAAUCUGCAGGGCAGUGUAACGCCGGUGAAUGAAAUGCAAGGGCGGUUCAUUGGCGACAAAUUUUCGUCCAACACCUCGACGGAUUCGACACGCUACGUGACAGCGAUCGGUGGCAUGUACGCAAACAUUGGGCCCGGCCCGGGGACGGGCAACGAUGGAUCGUCGAACCGCAGCUCGAUGGUUGGUGGGGGCGGCGGCGGUUCGAAUCGGAACUCGCUUAAGGAACCGAACUCGAACCGGUCGUCGAUGGACGUUUCACAGUCGUCGUACAAUACGCUCAUCAUACACGACGACGUUUACGGCGGUGGCAUCAACAACAACCGUGAGUAUGCCGGCAGCCCGCCACCGUACAUGACGAAAAAGGAACGGCCGCGCUCGUACGGCGAGGCACAGGUGGCGAUGCAGGAGAUUUCGGAGAUUCCCGAAGAGUACCUCAACCAGAGCCACGUGUUGAAGCAUCUGGCGAAAGAGGUCAAACUGCCGGCCAGCUCGACCCGGGGCGGCGCAACCCGCAGCGAAUCGUUGGCCCGUGACUCGACCGGCAGCCAGACGGCAGCGGCCGAAGGGGGUGGCGGUGCAGGUCGCCACUGGAGUGGCCGACAACAAUCGACCACCUCGUCUACGGCCUCGACAGCGAACGCGGCCGAUAGCGGCGGCAUCGGCGAGAGCGGAGAGCAUCAACAGCAGCAGAAAAAAGCGAUCGACAAAAGAAAGGCGGGCAGCUGUGAACCCACCGGUGGCACGGCGGCUGCGGCGGCUGGUGGCAAUGGGAAGCUGAAAAGCAAAAGCCAACCCGACCUGACCCGCCUCUACGAUAUCGACCCGGAAGAGCUGGAGGCGCUCGUGAAGGAAAACCAACUUCUCAAGCAGCAGCUUAACAAUUGCUAUCUGAAGGUUGCCAAAAGUCAAAAGUUGGAACAGGAAAUAGCAAACAUUUACCGAGUGCACGAGGAGCUGGUGCAAUCUUGUGACCGUCGUGAGCGCCUGGAACGGGCAGCCCGGACCCGGCUGCAGCAGGACUGUCGCCGGCUACAGGAGCUGAAUCGUGCGUUCCGCGAUCAGGUCGAGGUGUACCAGAGCCAGCUGCACGCCUCCUCCGAUCACCAGCUAGGCCGCACGCAGCAAGAUGUGCUCAUUUCGCAGCUGGUCAAUCAAAAUAAAUCGCUGGUCGAUGCCAACCGGAGACAGUGCAUCGAGCUGCAAGCGCAGAACGCCACCCUCGAGGAGCAACGGAUUCACAUCAACGUGCUCGAUACGGCGCUGAAGCGUCUCGAGGAAGAAUGCCGACAAAAGCAGGUGUACGUGGAAAGGUGCGCCCAGCUGCAGCACGCACUGCAGUCGCUACAGAACGCUAGCGAGCGGCGCGAGCAGGCAGAACGCAAGCUACGAAUUGAUUACGACAACGAUUUGCCCAACCGGAGUGGCAGCAGCACCAACAGUGAAACCGAUAACCUCAAGUGGCAGCUGCGGGAAAAAGAUGCCCAAAUCAUACGACUUGAGGCGGAAUGCACGAAGCUGGAGCAGCGCAAUCUGGAGGAAUCGAACGUACGGAACGUGGCCAAAAUGGCGAUGGAACGGAACUCGCAGGAAACCGAGCGCAUACUGGCGGAGGCGAAGCAGGAAAAGAUUCGCUACCUCGACGAGGCGCACGCCGCCAACCGGAAGGUGACGGAGCUGCAGACGCGCCUGAAGCUGGUCGAGAAUCGGCUGGCAGAAAAGGACGCCAUGAUACGGGCGUAUCACGGACAGAAAAUCUACGGUGGAUCGACAAACUCCUACGGAUCGUACAACCUAUCGACGGAUAGCUUCGCAUUGAAUCCACUGGGAGCCUACAACUCGCAGACAUCGUACGUGGACGUGUCGAGCAACUCGUUCGACGUGGUGGGCGGCAACGCCGGGGCAGGAUCGUUGCUCGAUCCGUCCGUCGUUGGCCCGUACGUCGGUGCAUCGUCGGUGGCCACCAGUUACGCUUCGACCUACGGUCAAACCAAUCCUUCGUUCGCCCAAAGUUCGCUCAAUCUUCCCGGCCAUGGUGCUGGUACCGGAUCGGUGAUGGGUGGUGCCGCCGGUUCCGUGUCGGUGGUCGGCAACGGGGUGACCGGUUGCUACUCAUCGCCGGGUAGCAGCACGACCUCCAACUACAGCAGUACCAACUUUGGCAGCGGAACGCCCGGCAGCAGCAGCGAGCACACGAUCUACGAUAGCAAAAACUACGAACUACGAUCGAUUGACGAUCAGCUGAAGCAGCUCGACGAGCAGCUGCUGAACAAGCGAGGUUUGUGCUGUUUUCCGAGCCUAACAACCAAGAAACCGAUCCAAUCACUGCUGGCAGCCGACGAAGUGUCCGUACUGUCGGCGAACAAUAGUGAAGCGUUCCUGCAGAACCUCGCGCACAUCGAUCGACGGUCGGAGCAACAGCAACAACGGGAGGACCGUGAGUCGGGCGCCGGAAGCCAGAAAGCCACGGAGGACAUGGUGCUGCUGGAGAAGCAAGGUCGCUGCUCGCAAAAGCUGCGCGGCGGAAGCAGCGGCUCGUCCACCGGGACUGCCACACUGGGCAACCUAGCGCACGUGUCACAAGCCGUGGGGCAGAAUAUGACCGAUAUCAGCAACAUCGGAUCGUCCGGUCUUUCCGGCGUGGGACCGGUGGGCAGCGGUGGCAAUAAGAUGCUGUCGAGUAUCGCGAAGCAGGGCAGCGGUGUCGCCAGUUUGCUGGGAGCCAGCCAUCGGGGAUCGUCGCUCCCACCGAGUGCUCUGCCGCGGCCACCGCGAAGUUUGAAGCCGCCACGUAAAAUCGAAUACGGUCGUUUGAGCGAUGGCGGUGGCGGGGACGGGGGAGCCCUUGGCGGCGGCAUGAUGGGCAAGAAAACCCGUGCCGUUACUCCACCGUCGCCGGUAUCCUCCGACAGUCCAAAGGAUACGUACGGCGGCCGAAUCAAGCGUCCGGGAGCCGUCGGUGGUGUCCGAGAUUUUUCGCCCGCCAAGGGCGGUUACGUGGAAAUGAAGGACACGCUGCAGCUGACCGGCUGUGGCGGUGGGUCACUGAAGCACAAAUCGUACGGCUCAAUGAAUGCCGUUGCUCCGGGCGGCGGGCCGGUCGGUGGUCACCAAGGAGGCACCAAGUUCGGGUUCGUCAAGACAUCGUCCGGUUCGGCCGGGUCCGGAUCUUCGGGUGGGUCGGGCUCGACCGUUUGCGGUGACUACGCGAAAGUUGACUACCCGUCCACCAAGAACUACCAGCGGCUCGAGGAAACCCCCACGACACCGACGAUGCCGACAACCGGCACGGUAGUCGUUUCGGACCACGGUUCGCAGUCGUCCUCGCAGUCGCGCAAAAGUUCCGCCGACUCAGGCACCCUGAAGCGCACGCUGUUGCCCAACGUCCGAAAGCCGUCCCCCGGCAUCCAGCAGCAACAGCAGACCAUUCCCAAGGGAGGAUCACGCGAUUCUCUGAAUUCUGCCUCGUCCGGCUCGAACCACUCCAACAGCACGGGACCGGCGGGUAUGGCCGGUCUGUCGCGCUCUAGUCCGCUACGAUCCACGCCGACGGCGGGAUACCACCACUCGCUACACACACUGCAACGUACGCCACCCCGUUUCAUCCACCACCAGCAGUCCACGUCGACGGAGUCCACCAAGUCGAACUACGCCAUGCCGGGCAGCCAGCAGCCGCAACAGCAACAACCACUCCACCACGGGUUCUUCUCAAAAUUUGCUUCACAAUCCGUGUCACCUGCCCGCACGAUCACACAGCCGAAGAGUUCGUCCUCACUGCCCAGUUCCAGUGUGCUGCAGGCGGCCGUUAGCUCGUCGGCCACCUCCGCCAUCGGCCAAAGCUCGACGGCUUCGCUGCCUCCGAAACCGGCCGGGCUCGACAAGCAGUUCGGUCCGGCGGCACAGUCCGGCACACCGUCAGCGGUCACAACAGGCUACAACAACCCACAGCGCCCACGGGGAACCAGCCUGGCGCGCGUUGGCAACAAAUAUCGUAUUCAGUUUUGA